Molecule: messenger RNA, 328 nt
Organism: Kickxella alabastrina
Lineage: Eukaryota; Fungi; Kickxellomycota; Kickxellomycetes; Kickxellales; Kickxellaceae
Exons: 1
Coding region: 47-322 (91 amino acids)
Source: RefSeq, a predicted model, not a curated record
GGCCAGGAUGGUCAAAGACGAGGUACCCAAUAAAGGUGAAGGUGCCAUGCGAGCGGCAAUUAACGACAUUGUGACCAAAGUUAUCGAGCAGUUGAAGCACCAGAACACACCCCAACCCAACGGUGCGUCGAUCAGCAAGGCGCCCACAUUCAGCGAGUACAGGCCAGUCACCCAGCAGGAAGUCAAUACUGUAAAGUCUGCAUUUCCUGACAAAAUCCGGAACGAGUGCCCCAACAAGCAUUGGUAUGCUGUCGGUGACUGUGGACAAGCCGUGGUCAGCGGCAAGUGUGUUGAGUGCAAGGCGAUGAUUGGCAGAUUUUAAGGCCGC